Molecule: messenger RNA, 1046 nt
Organism: Solanum pennellii
Lineage: Eukaryota; Viridiplantae; Streptophyta; Magnoliopsida; Solanales; Solanaceae
Product: cysteine-rich and transmembrane domain-containing protein WIH2-like
Exons: 3
Coding region: 175-642 (155 amino acids)
Source: RefSeq, a predicted model, not a curated record
AUGCACUACUCGUCUUGUACGCGCAAAUAAUUUUUUAAAUCUAGUGCUCUGGCACUAGAUAUAAAAAUACGCCAUUAAAACUCCUUGUCUUUUAUUUCUAUAGCUCUCUUCCUCAAAAAAUCCUAUAAAACUCUCAAAAUUCCGAAGCACCAAUUUCAAUAUAAAUAUUAGGUCAUGGAUAAUAACAUGCAACAAGCUGCUGUGAUGAAUAAUAACAUUCAACAACCUCCUGUUAGUCUCCCAACCCCUCAAGGUUAUCCUCCACAAGCUUACCCAAAUGGGAUGUAUCCUCCCCCACAAGUAUAUACUCCCCAGGCCCAAGGGCAUGGAUACCCACAAGGAGUAGGAUAUUACCCUCCUCACCCCCAACCCCAAGGUUAUCCUCCGCCCAUCGGAAUGGGAUAUCCACCACAAGGUUACCCUCCACAAAGUUGUCAUCCUCCACAAUAUGGUGCACCCCCACAAGGGCAAGGAUAUCCUCCUCAAAAACAAAAACAAAAUCAAGCUGCUACUGGUGUCAUGGGAGGAUGGUAUGUCUUAUAUUUACAAUCACCUUAUAUCAUUCACCGUUGUCCUCCUAGUUUGCAAGCUUAUUGGUUUGGCUGCUUUGUGUUGCUGUUGUCUCUUAGAUGCAUGUCUUGAAUGAAGGAUCAAUGAUUUAUUUUUUUUAACCGCAAGUGAUCUACAACAGAAGGUGAUUCCCAGCUAUAGGGUUGAAGUAAGGAUCAUCGAAGAAUCUCGUGAAGGUCAUAUCCUUGAUACACGAUUUGAUGAACCAAGACCCCCUUCAUGUGUGCUUAAAAAUGCAAUGCUUUCAAUUAGAUGCCUUGCCAACACUUAAUUUUGAGAGAUUGUGUUAACGCAGAUGAUAUAAUUUUGUUAAUCCUCAUGAUCGGAUUACAAUUCUACAUUCGUGUAGGUUUACUCUUGGUGUCUUAACAAGAUGGAAAUGUAAAUCAGGGAGAAAACGUGGCACAUUUUGGAAUAAAAAAUUGUGGCAUAUUCAAUAUAGUUUUGAUGUUUUGCUCUUUCUUUCCAUCUAAAAC